Molecule: messenger RNA, 2685 nt
Organism: Mesorhabditis spiculigera
Lineage: Eukaryota; Metazoa; Nematoda; Chromadorea; Rhabditida; Rhabditidae
Source: the annotation of a GenBank genome assembly
AUGGUUGCUACGAGAGAGGUUACUGUAUUCGUGCGCGACGAGCGGCGAAUGAAAGAAGAAAAAGUGCAGAUGAGACUGCCGGAUAAUUAUUAUCCGGAUACGAAAGACAAGCACUACCGUAGCCAAGGAGUUGAGCCGGAAGAAUUUCACUCGAUCGGCCAAGGGCAGCAGGCGAUGGUUAUAGGCGCUAUUCUGCAAAAAGGCGCGAUGGGCGGCAUUGACGUAAAAAGUGGCUCGACUCAGGAAAAUGGUAACAUCGGAGCUGCUUGCCGCGUCGCGGCAAAAAGGUACACAAUGUCAGAAUUAAAAGGGGACAAAUCGUACCGGUGGCUGAUGCGCGAAAUGCAGAACACCCAAUUCCUCGUGCACCCAAAUAUUGUCCGCCUUGAAGACACGUUCUUCGAGCCGAAUGCAGACGGCACCGUCAAGUACACGUGGAUCGUCACCGAGCGCAUGGAGACCACGCUGCAGGCGUAUAUCAACCACAUCAACCGCCCGGAGAAGAUGGACAAACCGCGCGACCAUCGCCACGUCGCCGCCGUCAUGACGCAGAUUUUUAUGGCGCUCGACUUUUUGCACCAUCGGGGCGUUAUUCACCGGAUGUCGGUGAUACGACCAGAGGCAGUCAUUGGCCUUUUGGCCAAGAACUUUGGGUGCAUAGAACUCGACCUAUCGGAGGAAGAGACCAAGUUCGCGCACCAACUCCAGCACCUACUCGUUGACGCCCUUACCGGAGAUCUUCAAACUACAGUUCAAGAAGAGCUUUUCCGUGCCGAAGAUACUUCGGAUGAUGAGGAUGAGCCUUACGAGAUGGACGAUCGAGUGGUGCGCCCUAUCAAGGCCGAGAAGAACGGCUUCGUUCGCUUUGGGGAUAAACAGGCUUCGAUUGCGACGGUAAAACGUGCGAUAGCCUAUUAUCGUCUACCAGCCAGUAAGACCCGUCCGAUGUCUUCAAUGGCAUCAAGGUUUCGUUUUCUCUCGAAUCGAAGCCAUAUGGACAAGCUGCGUCAACUGGAGGAGCAGGAUCAUGUUUUCAUGGAUCGCAAUGCCGCAUUGAAGAGGCUGACGGAGAUAGUGUCCCGUGAAGUCAACCAGAAACUCGACGAAGGGCUGCCCCUCCACGGCCGAAACCUCCGAGCUAUCGUGAUGGAGUUAAACGAGCAGCACAAGCUAGUCAAGGGAUUUUUAGCGAGUCCAUCGUGGAUUCAUAAAUUAAAGCGACACUUAAACCUCUGUUCCCGAUCUAUCACAAAAUUCGUUUCCACGAAAACUAGGAGGGAUGAGGCUUUGCUGGAUGCGAAAGUGGAUGCCCUGGUCACCGAGAUGCGGGCGCUCAUCGUUUCCGAGGGUGCCGAUAAUGUCAUCAACUGCGACCAAUCUGGACUGCUAAAGGAACAUCUUGGCAAGCACACUCUGGCGAAAAGGGGAACCAAAAAGGUUGAAGUGUGUGUGCAACGAACCACCGAUGUGAGCCACAGCUCAACAUACAUGCCAAUUGUGACGGCUUCCGGCAGACUGUACGACAAAGCUUACCUACUAUUCGCGGAGCCAUCAGGAAGCAUCCCACCAAAUGCUAACUUCUUCCGGCCUCCGAACCUUAUAAUCGAUGGAGCCCGCAGUCACAUGAUGACGCGAAAGCACACGGAGGACUUUAUCCGCGACGUGUUGUGUCCACAGGCGCCCAGGAAAUUUGUAGCUCUACUCGACAACUGGAGUUGUUUCCGGAAUCACGGAUUGAUCCACGGGGCUGCGCCACCAGGGACCGAUAUCCAGAUCAAAAACAUCCCGAGCGGCGGGACAGGCUUGAUGCAGCCGCUCGAUCAAAGCUACUUCCGCCACUUCAAGAUAUUCCAAGUGCGGAUCGACGAAGAAGUUCUCCUCUACAAAAUGCCUUUCCAACUGGGGAGCCGCGAUGGUAUCGCAAAGAUCACUUCUGUCAUCCACCAUCAGAUGGGGGCAGACCUAUUCACGAACUUGCGUCUCACUGCCUGGUCCCAAAGCGGCAUGAUCGAUCCACCGGACCUAAACCCGAAAAACGUCGGCCUAAACCUGCAGACAUUCGACAUCAAGCUGCUCGAUUUCGGGUGUUCCGGUCUGACUGUGUCUGAUGGGAGCAUGACGACGAAGGGGCGUGUCGGAACCCCGCAUCUCUACAGACCGCCCGAGCUGCUCGUUCCGAAUUGCCCCUAUGAUUCGAGAGUGGACGUGUGGGCGGUUGGGCUGAUUGCGCUGGAGAUGCUAGGAAAGAAGCUGUUCCUGCCCAGCAGUAUCCCGAAUCCAGAGGGCGUUGAGAAAGAUAAGCUGUUUUCGGCGUACGAAGCGGCGAUGCUGCAACGCGUUCUCGACGUGCUCGGGGUGCCGGAGGAUCGCUAUGAGGAAGUUUUCGGCAACCAUCUGGCGAGGAUGGAUGAACGCCCGAGUAAACUGCGCGAAGAACUGCAGGGGCCGUUGGGGCUUCUUGGCCCGGAGAUGAACGCGCUGAGGACUGCCGACCUCGAGAAUCUGCUCUACAAGAUUUUCACUGUCAACCCGCAGCGGCGGCCGACGGCCACGAAUUGCCUGCGCCAUCCGUAUCUCGUGAAAAUGCAUGAAAAAUAUAAGCCAACCGAGACGAGGGGCAGUCUGGAAGCUGACAAAAGAGAAGUUGCCGACAUGCUGGAUCGAUUUUCGAAAAAGUUGGAUAUU